Messenger RNA from Spodoptera littoralis (African cotton leafworm), 2046 nucleotides. NCBI's taxonomy places the organism in Eukaryota, Metazoa, Arthropoda, Insecta, Lepidoptera, Noctuidae. The record is from the annotation of a GenBank genome assembly.
AGUUCGUCAAAACCUUAAGUUUACUUGUAUAAAUAUAAAGAAAUCUUGUUAUUUCAAGACCACUACUGAUUUAAAAAAUGCCGCACAAGAAACACAACUGCGAUUUAAAUCUUGGUUCCGAUAGCAUGCUGCCCAAAAAGACCACGUUACUCGGUCGCAUGUGUCGAAGCUUGCGCAAGCUGGGGCAGCUCACCAAACACCAUCCGGAGACGUACGAAUAUUUCCGAAGCUACUCGGCUGUGGUCGCCGAACGACAGAGACAACUACUGGAGGAGGGGGGAAAUCUGUUUACAGAGUCGUACAUCGUGCAUGGUCUGGUCCGCCUGAACGUGAUGUUUGUGCUGUCUUCGCACUGGUGCAGCUGUCUCAUGUACUGCCCUGCCAUCGUCGUCUAUUACUGGACGGGAGAGAUGCCGACACAUUACAACUUCUACAUGCGCAUCCCUGGCACGAAAGACUUGAUGGGACAUGACCUGACCACUCGAUACAAUAAAGCUAUUAUAAUUGCUCUAUCCGCCUUUUUUGGUACCGGAUUUACUAUGUUCCGCUCAACAGAGCCAGAUGAAAUCUUAAUUCAUUCCGUAAUCAUUGUCUACGCCGCUAUGUUCAUGGUAUUUACGCUAGUUUACCUGAUAAAAAGUUAUCUCACAAUCUAUGGGUCUACAAUGCGGUACCAGGGACUUAUGAAUCAAGUAGAGGUGUGUCACUUAGAGGACGGUCACCAUUUUGGCGAAGUAGCGUUACUGAUGAAAGAUAGCAAGCGCAUAGCUACUGUGGUCGCCGUCGAGAUUACUCAGCUGUAUAGACUUGAUGCAGUUGACUUCAAUCGAUUCGUGUUGUCUCACCCGACAUUGUACGACCGCAUCGAGGAACUGGCGUCGCGUCGCAUGCACCAGACUGUUCUACUAGAUGACGAAUUCCGCCGAGAGAGAGAACAGCACAACCUCGCAGAACAACUCUUUAAUCUUCCUAAUGAAAAUACUGAAAACUUAAACAAAGUUUUGUAGUUCAAAAGUAAAGUAGUUGUAAAAUUGUAAAUGAAACUACUUCUAUUUGUAAUUUAAAAAUAUUUGGGUCUAUGUGAUGUAAGACUUGUAAAAGCAGCCACGAUGAUGAAGAUUCUAUUUUUAAUUAUUUCCAGGAUCUAACUUAAUUAAUAAGCAUGGUUGGCAUGGUUGGCAUGGUAGUGGGGCAACCCAUAGCCGUGUAAAAUGUAGUAAAUUUGAUUCUUUGUGAGAUCCGCACAAAUUGUUCUACUGCAUCUGGGUAUCUUGUAUACCUAUGUAAAACUUAUAUAUUCUCUCUGAUUUCUUGCUUUCUUAUAAGAAAGAAUCCAUUAUAGCAAAAAAAUGUGCAAUUUUAUUGCAUUUAUUUAUUCAGUAUUAUUUUAUAUUGUAAUUAUUUUUUACUAUUGUAAAGACCAAAGGAAUGUAUUUAAGUUUGUAAUUAAGCUAAGAAUUGUUGAUUAGCAAUAAUAAUAGGCAGGCAACAAUAAACUCUUCACAGAUAAGUAAAACACUUGUUUUCUUAAAUAUAAACUUUAUGAAUACAAACAAGUAUUAGGUUGAACAGAAUCAAUUUCGUGACACACUCUCGGAAUGCUGUACAUAGCUUACAAACUAAGUUUCUUUACAAUAUUACACGUAAAUUCCCACCCAUAGUAGUAAGAAAAGAAUCCCGAAGCCGGAAAAUAGGGAGGCGACCAGCGACAAUAACAAUUCUUUGAAUAGAUCCCUCGACACUUUAGUGCUAGUAACUUCGUAUACAAAGAACCACGCAGUGAAGAAAAUGCCGAUACCGAGGAGGAGAAGAGUAAGAUGCGGGAAAACUGCCGGGUUGAUCGGAGACGUGUAGCGCACCAUCGAUUCAAUUUCCAGCUGAAAAAGCAAUGAACAUUCUCACUAUGAAUCAAAAUGUAACUAAACAAUAUAAGAUUUUUUCCAAUAAGUAUGUACUCACACUCAUUUUGAGGUAUUUUUCUUAACUUUAAAUAAGAAUUACACGACACGAUGCUAAACACUGUCAUCAAAGGGAUACGUCAGUCAA